UGGACGUGUCGGAGCACCAGAUAUACAGAUAGAGAUAGUAUGUCCAGGCGGCGGCAAGAAUAAGGCCGCUCCGCCGGAGAAGUGGCUGAAUAGCUUCGUCCACUUCAUCACUCUGGUGGAGAAGCUGGGCAACGCCCUGGGCACGCUGGCCUUCACAUGGGCGUCCGUCGUCCUGCUCGGCGGCUACCCCACGGUGCUCCAUCCUAACAAUGAUUUUUGGUUUGCCACAACCAUAGUGUUCCUCGAAGCUGCCAGGAUGUUCAGCCGCGACAACAACAGACUAGAUUACCAACUGUUCUUCCGCACUAGAGGUGCUUUUAGGUCCAUUGGCUGGAAUGGAUUAGUCUUAAUCAUAUGUGUUUCCAAUUGUUUGGUUUGGUUGCUCACCUCAUCACAAUCAGAUUGGGUACCACAGUUAAUAGGACUAUUACUCGUUAGCCCAUGUAUAUGUGUAGAAGUUGCAAGACUACUCUUAUGCGAUCUGCUACAGCAUGGAAUAUCUUUAUGGAGCCCCAUUUUUGCAAUCCUGGUGUCGAUGUUUAUGGCUCCCACACUAAUAUAUAACUUGGAUGAUGAUUCCUGGAUUCUAAGACGCAAUAUCGUAUUGACGACACACAUGAUACUACUUGUGGUUGUGCUCCUAGUGACACUCAGCAGGCUGCAGUUCCCAGGUAUCGUCAAACUAGUAGAUUCUACUCUAGGCGACAAAUUAUUACCUUGGCGUCGAGUCAUUAUAAGAUUGUGCAUGCUUGCUGCCAUGGUGACGUUGGUGUUCACUUCUGGUACUGGAUUUCAAUAUGGGAUUAUCAUAUUCCAAGUACUUGCAUUAGUGGUAGUGUCAUUUGGGAACCUUCAGAUUCCAGCAGCCGGAUUGCGCAUCGGACUUGCGUUGUCACGCAUUAGAGACAAUAACUACCUUGGUGAUGAUGAUCAAAUGGUACCUGAGAAGAUAAACCUUGUGCCAUCUCUUAAUAUCUUCUAUGCAAUGGUGCUUGCUCAAGGAAUAUUGUACAUUGCUGCCUGCAUCCUCGAGGUCUUUUCAUUCAUCCCCCGGCGAUCCCUAGUCCGUCGUGCUGAAUUUAGAGGUCGCAUGGGAGUUGAACAUGUCAAUUUGUACUAUGCAUAUGCCUUCGAGAAAUGCAUGCGAGGGGCCAUGCUUACUCCAGAGAAGAUCGGUCUCAUCAGGUUUGCUAUGGAUUCUAUGAAGUCAGACUCACCCAAGAUGCAACUCCAUGGGGUUCAAAUAUUGCACAACCUUCUGAAAAAUGAACCAUUCAAGACUAAAGCAAUCUCAAGACUCACCAAUUCCAUGAAGACAAUGACCUCCUUGUUCAACAUGUUGGGUCGGACAAGUGAAGGGGACAAAGAUAUAAGAUCUUAUGCCACAAAGGUUAUGGCUGAAAUAGCUGAUAGCCUGCGAAUUGUCUCUAUCCCUGGGGCAAUGCAACUCAUAGCUUCACUUCUGGACAUUGGUCACCGACAGAAAAUAAUUGAUCCUCUUCUGGACAUUGAUAUCCCAGAGGCAGAAAAAGAUACGUCGAGCCAACCAGUUGGGAAGGAGAAGCACAAAUUUAUGAUGCUUACAUGGUGGAAACAGUUGGCAAUAUAUUGCUUGAUUCCAACAGAGGAUCGUCACUCAUCUAAUAGGGAUGAACCAAACUCCUAUAUGCACAGAUGCUGGAAGUGGAUAGCCAAAUGUUGGUCCAUUCCAAAGGAAAAUCCAUCGACAAAUCAGGAUCUCCUUCCUGUACUGGCCAUGUCAAUUCUUGACAAGCUUGCUAGCUUUGACCUUGAGAACUGCAUGGAAAUCAGUAGAGCAACUGGCCUUAUUUCGAAGAUCAUAGACUACACAAGAAGCCGAACUGAAAUGAAAAAUAUUGAUGAGGCACAACAAAUAAUGUUGAAAGGUUCCUCAUUGAAGUUAUUGAGAACACUUGUGGGCACUAAAGGGAAGUUUGGUGUAACUUUGCGACAAAAGAUUUCAGAGCAUCCCUUCCUACUGAGUAACCUUGCACAGAUUUUGGAUGAUAGCUGCAGUAGCCGAGAGCAUAAGGAACUAACGGCAGAAAUCCUUAGAAACCUUGCCAUGGAUGGAAAUACAAGGGCAGAGAUUGGACACAUCCGAAAUAUCAUUAGCAGGUUGAUGCAUGCAUUUAUCAGCAAAGGUGGACCCUCUAGUACAAAUUCAGAUCAUCUGCUAGGGAAGAUCGCCGGGCAAGCGCUAGCAUUGCUGGCAAUGGAGAAUACCAAUAAUUGUUUGGUUAUGUUAGCUGGACCUGAUUAUGUGUUCAUCAAGGAACUCACAAUUAUGAUCCACAGUGAGAGGUACAAAUACAUAGCAGCAAGCCUGUUGCGGUAUAUGUGUGUCCAUGCUCGACCUCAGCUCACCAGCUCAGAUUUGAAGGACCUCUCACAAAUUUUGCCAAAGGUGUGGGAAGGAAUAAUGGAUACAGAAGGGGCAGAACUAGAGAUCCUUGUUGGCCUUAGUUCACAAAUAUGCAAUGUCCUUCCUGACUACUUUUCCCAAGAACUAGAACAUUAUCAGAUUAAGGAAACAUUUAUACAGAGGCUUGUCGAUGUACUUAAUGCAACUGCCAUACCCACGUCUCAAUGUCCUGGAAUUAGGAGGGUGGUUGUUGAACACGCCAUAUCCAUGAUGGAAGGAAAUCAUAGCUACACCAGUUGUUUCGAACAAUGUGAGAUGAUGGAAACACUGUUAAUGGUGGAGCGUACACCCUCGAGGGCUGAAAACUAUAGGUUUUUAUUGGAUGAUGCAGGAGUCAUGGAGCACAACGUACCACUCCCUGCUCUUGUGGCGAGGGCUAAAGAACUGAUGGGCCGUGGGUGGCUGUAAUAAGGCAUCAGCGGUGUGCCUUGAAAAUGUGCGCCCAUUGAGCCCGCAGCCGCUUCUCAACUUGAGCAGAGAAAUGAUACAGCAGCACAACCUCCUUCUCGUAAUUGCUCCAGAAACGCUGCUUUCACAUAGGCCCUGUGGGUGGAGUGGGCUUGUGCCAAGUCUGUUUUCAUUUUCUUUUAGUUCGGCCCAUGUCAAAUAUAGUACUGUACCGAGCACAUCGUGCUUAAUUUCUUCCUGCAAUAGAUCUGCUUGUCCGUGAGGGAAAAAAAAAACCUGAACCAGCUUAAUACUCAACUCAGCUAUAUAUUGCUUUCAUGAACAUAACGUACGUCUUCUUCCUUAAUUCCUUUCAGCGGGAAGCUAAUGCACCUGUACGAUCGAGAAAUUUGUGUUCUAUAUAUCUGGUGAUGAACUACCUUCACGGCUACGCUAUUCCACAAA
Brachypodium distachyon (stiff brome) is the source of this 3298-nucleotide messenger RNA. RefSeq lists its product as uncharacterized. The transcript has 3 exons. The coding region runs from base 257 to 2854 and encodes 865 amino acids. The record is from RefSeq and is a predicted model, not a curated record. Lineage: Eukaryota; Viridiplantae; Streptophyta; Magnoliopsida; Poales; Poaceae.